UUGUGGAUUAACCUCUAAUCGAUGAGAUUCCGAAAAGCGGCAAAUAUAUAAUAGUAAUUCACAUUUCAGAUUUCCAAAAGAAGAAAGAAAAAAAAAACAGACAAAAAUGCAAUGUUAGCAAUCAACGCGACGACCUUUUAACGGAUUUGAUAUUUAUUUCAAGAAUACAUCAAACUAUUAAAAACAAUACCAUCAUCCACAACAACAAUAACAACAUUCACAACAGUAAAAGCAAUAAGAACAGUUAAUCAGUAACUUGCAAACUUAAACGGUCAGCCAAUAUAAAUACAGUGCUUUUAUCAAGAAAUGGCUCAUUACUGUACGACGCGACAAGCGAUUUGGCCGUGCAUUAUCAUGCUUUUGGUUGGCUGUUUUUGUUUAUUUUUGGCAUUUGGUGCGGUUGAUUUGGCACCACAGCAACACCGUCAAUCACAAGCCGAUCAAACAAAGGAAAUUCUUUUGGUUAAUGUGUUGAUGAGACAUGGUCCCCGUACACCCGCCGAUACAUACCCGAAAGAUCCACAUAUUAAUGAAACAUUUGCACCAUUCGGUUGGGGACACAUAACAAACAAAGGUAAACAAGAUCUUUAUGAGACGGGUCAAUGGUUACGUUCACGGUAUGGCAACUUUCUCGGAUCAACAUAUCAACCUGAUGCAGUUUGGGCUCAAUCAACAGGCGUUACACGUGCCCAAAUGUCAUUACAAGUCAUCUUGGCUGCUUUAUUUCCUCCACAAGGAACGGCAAUGGAAUGGAAUCGACGACUAAAUUGGCAACCAAUUCCCAUUUUUUCCGAACCACUCGAACAAGAUACGCUAUUACUAGUUCGAACACCGUGCCCCCGAUAUUAUGAAGCCGUUGAAGAAGUUUUAGCGUCAGACGAUGUUAAAAAGGUGCUCGAUGAAAAUGCAAACCUGUUCGAAGAGCUUACAAAAUACACCGGUAUGGCAAUCAAAACACCAGAUGAUGUUCAAUCAUUAUAUAGUACACUUCGUGCCGAACACGAAUAUGGUUUGUCUUUACCGAAAUGGACACAAGACUAUUACCCAGAUAAACUGGAAAAUAUUACCGAUUUGAGUUACAUUUAUAACAUUUACACCAAUGAAUUGAAACAAUUGAAAGCUGGACCAUUUAUACAAAAGUUGAUCAAUGAAUUUCAACAUAAACAAGAUGGUACAUUGAAACCAAAAGAUUUAAAAAUUUCACUAUACACCGGUCACGAUUCGUCAGUGGUGAAUGUUUUAUCGGGUUUUAAUGUGUGGGAAAAACAAUUUCCAGUCUAUGGUAUUAUGGCCAUAUUUGAAUUGGUACGCGAUAAGAAAUCCGGUGAAGUUGGUGUUCAGAUGUAUUUACGAAAAAGUGCCACAAGUGGCGCAAUACCAUUAAUCAUUCCAGGAUGUCAACACUUUUGUCCACUUUCAACAUUUAUUGAACUUGGUGAAAAAGUCAUUCCGAAAGAUCGUGCUGCAGCGUGUGUGCCAAGAAAUAAAGAUUUUGUCACGCCUCCGCCAUCCGGACCAUAAUAAUAUUCUACUAUGUAAAAAAUAAAGGAUUUCAAAUGAA
This is a messenger RNA of Contarinia nasturtii (swede midge), 1561 nucleotides long. RefSeq names its product prostatic acid phosphatase-like. NCBI's taxonomy places the organism in Eukaryota, Metazoa, Arthropoda, Insecta, Diptera, Cecidomyiidae. The record is from RefSeq and is a predicted model, not a curated record. Gene Ontology annotation, molecular function: phosphatase activity. Gene Ontology annotation, biological process: dephosphorylation. The transcript has 6 exons. Bases 307 to 1521 code for a protein of 404 amino acids.